This is a messenger RNA of Nestor notabilis (Kea), 1878 nucleotides long. RefSeq names its product prominin-1-A-like. Gene Ontology annotation, cellular component: cilium; microvillus; prominosome. Gene Ontology annotation, molecular function: cholesterol binding. Lineage: Eukaryota; Metazoa; Chordata; Aves; Psittaciformes; Psittacidae. The record is from RefSeq and is a predicted model, not a curated record.
CAAAUCAACUAUAUCAUCGACAGCAGCGACGUGCCACUGGGCCAUGCCAACCGUAGCCUCCAGGACAUUGGGCUCAACCUGGGUGGCAUGAUCAUGUUGGGCAUCAGGAAUGGCACGGAUGGGGCUCUGGCAUCCCUCCAGAGCCUUUUGCAAGAGAUGAAGACACUGCUGGACGCCUUCAGCAGCAUUGCCAGCAGUCGCUCGCACCUCGAGGCUCUGCAGAGCAACUACAGCGAGCGGCUGGCUUUUUUAGCUGGGCUCAAUCAGACCCUGCAGCGCUGCGGCCAGCCCUGCAGCAGUGUGUCCCUGCAAGGCCUGGCCUUCAGCGCCAACUUCAGUACGAUCCCCAGCGUGGAGCAGCAGCUGGAGGCACUGGGUAAUGUGUCUGCCUCCAACAUAGCACAUGAUUUGGAGACGGUUAACAACACGCUGAACACAAUUACUGACAAGGUGCAAGAGGAGUCCAAGGAUGUGGUGACGAAGACCCGGGCCGAGCUGGGCCACAUCAGGCAGGAGAUCAGGAGCUUGCAGGAGCAGUUGCCACUCACGAACGUGGAGGAGAGUGUUGGGGCCUUCGUGGGCAAUGCCACGUCGAUGCUGAAUGAGUACAGGGAACCGACCAUUGCCUUGGAUGGGCUCAGGUGGAGUGUGUGCAUCCUCCUGUGCUGCCUGGUGCUGCUGGUGGUCCUCUGCAAUGUUGUUGGCCUGGUGCUGGGGCCCCUGGGGCUGAAGGAAAAUGUGCUGCCCACCCAGCGCAGCAGCCUCUCCAAUGCCGGCGGGAACUUCUUCAUGGCAGGGGUUGGCUUCAGCUUCAUCUUCUCCUGGCUGCUGAUGCUGCUGGUGGCGAUCACCUUUGUGCUAGGAGGGAAUACCUACAUGCUUGUCUGCGAGUCCUGGCGCAGCCAGCAGCUCUUCCAGAUCCUGGACACCCCUGGCCUGAUCCCUGGCUUUAACUUGUCAGAGCUGCUGGGCUUGGAGGGUGGCACAACAAACUUCUCGGAGAUCUACAGGCAGUGCCAGCAAGAUGCUGCCCUGUGGCAAACACUGCACUUGGACCAGAGCGUGUCCCUGGAUGAGCUCUUGAACAUCAGCCAGUACACAGGAGAGAUCUCCACGGCCUUUGAGAAGAUGAACAUCACUGUGGGCCCCAUCUCCCUGCUCAGCCAGAGCCAAAUGGACUUGCUGACAAACGCCAGCCAGGCCGCGCAGCCCCCCAACUUCACCCUCACCCUGGAGCAGCUGGAUCAGAGUGUGACUCAGGGAAGCCUCCUGGAUCUGGCUGCAGAGCUGGAGAAGCUGGCAAACACAGAGGGCGUGGACGUGAAAGAGGACCUGAAGGCUGAUGCUCACAAGCUGAGGGAGCUGGAUGAGGAGAUGCAUACGAGCUUCUCUGGGGAGCUGCAAAGCCUGAAAGAGAAUAUCCACUUGGUGCAGAGCAGGGCUUCUGAGCUCAAGGCACAGACGAACACUGCGCUGAAUGAAGCCAGCAAAACCCAGGAGUUCCUGGAGAGGGAGACCACAAACAUCAUUAAGAACGAGACGCAGGCCUUCCUGGAGGAGCUGUUGGACUUCUUUGAGACCUACAUCUCCUGGGCCAAAAGCAGGCUGACGGAAGAUGUUGCACGUUGCAAGACCAUAGCUCAGACCCUGGAUAACAUGGAGGCCAUCACCUGCGACUACAUCCUGGACUCUCUGAAUGCCUUCUGGUUCAGCCUGGGCUGGUGCACCUUCUUCCUGCUUCCCAGCAUCAUCCUGGCUGUCAGACUUGCCAAGUUUUACCGCCGCAUGAACAUCGCCGAUGUCUAUAGGAAUGAAGCUGUGGAGAUGCCUCCCACAUUCAACUUCUACAGAAUCCCUCGGCCAGCCACAAGGCAUUAG